AUGUCACUUCAAGAAAUCUAUUCAGGCAAAACUAAUGGUUAUGUUCAAAGUUUUCACUCUGCACAGUGGGGAGGUGAUCGCUAUCUUGCAUAUGGAACUGGAAGUAAUUUAGUGAUAUAUAAUGGCUGUUUGGAACAGAUUCAAACGAUAGACGUUUUUAAAUUAUUAAGGGACAUUAAUCAGGAAACGAAACUAGAAAAUAAUGUAGUGUCAGUUGAGAUUUCAGAAAUUGAUGGCAAGAUUGCGUUGACUAUCGGCACAGAUGCACUUGUAUUAUAUCCACAACAAGUCAAUAAAAAUGUACAAUGGAAAUUAAUGAAAAUAUUGAAACAUGAUUAUCCAAUAUUCUGUACCUCCUGGAAUGGUGAUCAACUAUUGGUUGGCGGUAAUUCACUCACUAUUUGGAAAGAAGUCAUAUCACCUAAUCAAGAGAUUUCAGUAAAAUGGACAAAAUUAUGGGAACAAAGAGUCUCCGCAAAAACAAUACUUGUGCAAUUUUCACCUGAUUAUACAUUGUUUGCUUCUAUGGGCGAUAAUGAUAGGUUGGUGAAAAUUUGGUGGAAUCCUCACAGUAGUGAGACGAAGGAUCGACAAUAUGAAUUUAACUACUUACCACAUCCAAGAGCCGUGACCAAUUUUACAUGGAGAAAAGGUCCUCCUGAACAAAAAAAUUCUGUAGGUUCUAAUAUUCUCAUAACAAUGUGUAAAGAUGGAAUCUGUCGAAUUUGGGCAUCAACAAAUCCCGAUGAGCCACAAUUCCUCUACAUAUCAACAGUGGUUGAUCCAUCACAAUCACUAGUUACACUUCAAACAUUGGAAGAAGAAACAUAUAAUGAGGAUCCUAAUCUUUUUACUUCAAUACAUUGGAUCGAUUCGAAAGAAUUUUUAAGUGCACUUAGAUCAAGUAUUGAAACAUUUGAUGGGGAGAUAGAUGAUUCUAAUUUUGGGAAAGGGUUGAGGAAAUUGAGAAAUUUGGCGAACGAUACACCUGAUUUGUUGUAUCAGGUUCAAAGAGAUGGAUCGAUGGUUAUUUGGGGGAUUCGUGUGAGUUUAAGUAUCUUGAUGUAUAUGAAUGCCACCGAAAGAACCCAAACAACUGGCUUGAAUUUAUCACAUUACUGGGACUCUAAUAUUUAUUGUAGACCACGGCGAAUUCCGAAAGUUCUCGUAUUAUUACGUUUGGCUCAAGCGCUUCCUGUAUCAGAUGUUGAAUAUUUUUUUGGAAGAACAUUUACUUUUUACGAUAAUACACCUGCUGACAUUCUAAAAUCAUCAGUAGAGCUUGCUGUAAUUGCACAAAGUCCCCAAGGUCGAUUGAAUAAAUAUUCAAUUCGAUUGGUUGAUUUGUUUGAUAGUCUAUCAUCAAAUAUGCCAGUACAAUAUAAAUAUUCAUGGACUGGUCAUCAUAAUGAUAUAAUAAGUAUAAAAAAAGCACCAGUAGACGAUGUAUUAGUGUCACUUGCGAGAGCCGGAGAAACGAUUUUGUGGAAGAUCUCUAUGCCAGAUAUUGAUCAAAUUAACAAACGAAUUGGUCCAAGUAUUUUUGAAAAAUUUCCUGUUAAAAUUGAUUCUCAAAUAAAACUCGUUUGUGUUAUUUCACACGUGAACUGUUUGGCAGUUUAUGAUGGAGAUCGAAUUGUUGUGUUUUCUUAUGGUGCAAAAAAUGACCAUUUUGUUCAAAUAGCGAUUCUUGAAGAUUACGAUCCAUUGUUUGAGUUAAUUUUGUUAUUUAAUUUUCAACAUAUGAAAUCAUCUUUAACAACUUAUCUCGCUGGAGUUAGUUACCGAGAGAAUGCUGUCUUUUUAUGGAAAUUUACAAAUGAUUCAGUUCAACAGAUAGUAUUUAUAUCAAGGUCGUCACUUCAAAUGAAUUAUAAAAUUACGAAAGCAGUAUCAAUUGAACAAUUUACAGGUUCAACUGUAAGUAACUGCUUACCACAGGAUCGACACUACCCAGUUUUAGCAACUUUUAGUUCUGAAGAUGGAUACAUUAGACAUUGGCUGUGCAAUUUGGACAAUAAAACGGAUCAGAAAUCUCAGGCGACAGUGAAUAUUUGGUCGGAAGAAGUGAAGUUUUUUGUUGGAGAAGAUCCGAAGGUCAUUAAAUGUGGUCCACAAGGGAAGAUUGCUAUUGUAGUACUGCAAACUUCAAAUGGAUAUGAACUGAUUAUAUGGGGAUAUAUCACCAAGAAAUUGCCACCUACUAAGGAAUUUAUUGUAGAAUUUAAUGAGAGAAUUAUUGAUAUAGAUUGGUUAUUUACGUCGAAUGCUGAGCUUAUAUUAGCGAUCGCGACAUCGCGAAAGAUUUUGAUCUAUACUCGGGUGCGAAGACAUCAUAUUUCUGUCAGAACUAGUUGGCUUUUGUUUUUGGAGAUCGAUAUAAUGAGAGGUUCACUUAUUGUUGCUAAUGGAAAUCAGCUAAGAUGUUAUAAUAAAUGGUUGGAUCAUGAGAAUAAUAAUAAAGUAUCUAGAAUUACAGGGAUAAAUAAACAAUUCCCUACAUUAUUUCACGUUGUUGAUUAUUUAAAUGGACCAUUACCUCAUCAUCAUCCAACUUUAUUAUUGCAACAUAUUCUGUGGGGAAAAAUUGAAUUGGUAAAACAAAUACUUGCACACCUUUAUAAAUAUCUUAAACUUUUAAUUGGUGCUAAUAAGCCUAUUUCGAGAAUGCUUCCUGUACCAUUUGAUAAACUACUUGAAGACGACGAUUCUUCAAAGACAUCGAAGAAGACUCGUCGAUAUAGCAUUCUGUUUGGAGAAGAUAGUGAUGAUGAUGAUUCACAAGAAUCGGUUCUUGAUUUUACAGAAGAAGCAGCAAAUUUCUUAAGUGAACAAUUAAAGGUCAUUUCCUUACCGGAAUUGACAUCUGUUGAACAAGCACAGUUGCUUGCCUUAAUUGAUACAUUAAUUCAAGUGGAAAGUCAAAAACGAAGCUUGGAUGAAAAUGGGGUUCGAUAUGUAUUAUUCAUGAGAAGGUACCACUAUCUGAACAGAGCCACUUUUAGAGCACCUGGAUUAAGUUAUCGUGAUAUGAAUUGGGCAUUGCAUAGUGAUUCUCAGGAUUUGUUGAUUGAAUAUAGCACUGUUGCAUCAGGUGGAAAGCUUUUAUGGAAUGACGCAAGAGUUCAUGGGAUUUUUUUGUGGCUUAGAAGUAACGAAACAGUGCGACAACAAAUGGAGAUUAUAGCUCGUAAUCAUUAUAUGCAAAAAGAAGAAAAAGAUCCAACAGAUUGUUCACUUUUUUAUAUGGCAUUAAGGAAGAAGAAAUUAUUGUUAGGAUUAUGGAAAACGGCCAAUAGCCAUAAAGAGCAAGCUGUUAUGCUGAAAUUUUUGUCAAACAAUUUUGAAGAACCAAGGUGGAAGACUGCUGCUUCGAAAAAUGCAUAUGCAUUGUUGGGAAAACAAAGAUAUGAAUAUGCGGCUGCAUUCUUCCUUCUUAGUGAUAAAUUAAAGGAUGCUGCAAAUAUCU
Scutellospora calospora is the source of this 3469-nucleotide messenger RNA. The record is from the annotation of a GenBank genome assembly. Lineage: Eukaryota; Fungi; Glomeromycota; Glomeromycetes; Diversisporales; Gigasporaceae.